Botrytis fragariae is the source of this 432-nucleotide messenger RNA. Its product is annotated as putative opt oligopeptide transporter protein. NCBI's taxonomy places the organism in Eukaryota, Fungi, Ascomycota, Leotiomycetes, Helotiales, Sclerotiniaceae. The coding region runs from base 1 to 432 and encodes 143 amino acids. The record is from RefSeq and is a predicted model, not a curated record. The transcript has 2 exons.
AUGGCAACGCGUGGGCAUUACAAAGCUUUCCCUUCCUUGCAUGAGAACUCUUCGACAAUAGUACAUACGUUUAUUUGGAAUUAUGAUGAUGUCAAAGCAGGAUGGUAUUUCCUCUCGUCUAACAACCUUAAGAAUGUCCUCCAACCGUUUUUCCAGUUAUUCUGGAAGAAGAAGAGAUCGAAGGGAGAACCCAAGAGAGAAAUUCUCGCAAAUUCUGAUAUAGAUUCACGUUAUGUAUUGAUCGUAUCGAAUGGUUACGAGGAGGUACAUAAUUGGUGGUAUGCCAUAAUUCUAUUAUUUAGUUUUGAGUCUCUCUAUCUCUCGCGCGAGACUUUUACAACUCAACACGGAAAAUUGAACACUAUGGAAUCACAGGAUUCCAAUUCAACCAGCAGCCGCUUAUUCGGAGGGUCGCUGGUUAUUUGCACCUAG